UUCCUUUCGGGUGAAUAAAAGUUUCGAAAGUGUCGGCUCAAGGCGGUGCAGGUGUCGCGUGCCGUAAGCGGCGUACGCGCUCCAUAAACCGGGAAGGUACGGUCAAGAUGACCAAGGAAUCGGAGGAUUUAGAGCGGGAAAAGGAAACCCUUCGCGAGCGCACCAUGCACCGGGUUUACUAUGCCGCGAAGGAGGGUUUCUGCACGCAACUGUUGGCAUUGCUGAGCGAGAUAAAGGAUGAUGAAGAACGGCAAGCUGUUGUAAAUCAGGAGUUUUUCGAAGAUGAGCACCAAAUCUUUACACCCUUGAUCGUGGCGACGCUGAACGGUCACCUGGAAGUGGUACACAUUCUGCUGGAGCUGGCUGCACCGGAUAUGGUAAAGGAGGGCUGUGUGAAGGUGCACGGCGAGCUGACGGACGGUGCAACAGCCCUCUGGGUGGCGGCUGCCCUAGGUCGCCUGAACAUUGUCAAGAUGCUGCUUCAGCAUGGUGCUGUGGUGGAUCACUGUACGAAGAAAGGCUCGACACCGUUGCGCGCCGCAUGCUACGAGGGCCGGCUAGAUGUGGUGCAGUAUUUGGUUGAGCAUAGUGCGAACGUUUGUACAGUUAAUAUGUACAACAAUACGUGCGUGAUGAUUGCCGCCUACAAGAACUACACCGAUGUGUUACUGUAUCUGCUCGAGAAGGGCGCACAGGUGAACGAGCAGGCACAGUGUGGUGCGUCGGCCCUUUACUAUGCAGCUGAAUGUGGCCAUGUGGAGGUGUGUGAGAUAUUGCUCGAUUAUGGUGCACAGUUGAUGAAGAAUACGUUCGGUUUGACGCCUGCGCUAGCGGCUGCCGAGCGAACACGUGAGGCCGUUGUACAGGUGUUCCUUGCACGACCCGGUUUGCUUACGAAAGAGGAACGCAUCGAGGUGAUGGAAUUGCUGGGAGCGUCGUAUGCGAAUGAUAAGGAUAAUUACAGCUUGAGUAAAGCUUUCCACUAUCUGCUUGCGGCAAUGGAACUUAGAUUCGAAGAUCCAGACAACAUUAUUCGAAAGCCAGCCUUUGAACCGAUACCGGCAUACGAACAUUGGCUCGAGUGUCAAACGCUCCAGGACCUGCUCGCGAUCCGCUACAAUCACAACUCGCUGCACAUGGAAUCGCUUACCAUACGGGAACGAAUACUCGGCAACCAUUGUCCCGAGGUCGCCCAUGCUAUCAUCUACCGUGGUGCAAUCUGUGCCGAUAAUGGACGCUUUGAUCGUUGUGAAAGCCUUUGGUUGCACGCACUACGGCUCCGUCAGCGUAAUGGGCUUCAAGUGCAGCGCGAUCUGUUACGGUUUAUGAAGCUUUUCUCGCAAGAAUUUCUAAUCAACGAAACGGUUCGGUUCGACAGUGUGAUCGCCGUGCUCGGGGCAUGCAUUGACGAGCUGCGUUACAAUCAGCAAAAGAUGGCAAAUCCUAGCGCGAAAGAUGAUAUGGACUCCGUAGCUGAUAAUUACGAAAUGAAUAUCGUGACGGUGCUUUAUUUGAUUACGAUUAUAACGAAGCUGCUGCAGCGGGAGCAGUUCCAGCGGACGGACGAGCAGCUGUUGCAGGUGUAUCAGAUGAUUUAUCAGCUUAACUUGAUGAUGGUACGAUUGCGGGACGAUCAAACGUUGCUACAUCUGGCUGUGAACGGUGUAACACCGGUGGAUGAAUUUGUUACGGAAGAGGUUUGCAGAUUUCCUUGUGUUGAAACCGUUAAACUACUCCUCAAAUGUGGUGCUCCUGUUGAUGUGGUCGAUGCCGAUAGAAACACCCCUUUACACACGCUAACUUCCACUCUACAAACAACUGUGCUACGGAUGGCGGACAGUAACGUUAAAUCAGUUGUAAAAGAAAUAACGGAAAUUUUCAUCGAAGCUGGCAUACAUUUGGACGCGGUAAACGCAGACGGGUUGAAAGCUUCACAAGUGUGUGUUCAAAGUUGUGUAGCAGCGUUUAUCAAAAGCUACGAAACACGUGCCAUCAAUCUGCGCUGCCUUGCUGCACGAGCGAUCGCUCAGCACAGAAUCCCGUACCGGAAGCUAAUACCACGCCAUCUGGAAGCGUUUGUGCAGCAGCACUGCACACCAAAGAGCUAGGGCA
Anopheles maculipalpis is the source of this 2112-nucleotide messenger RNA. It is a transcript of the gene Fem-1, whose product is annotated as protein fem-1 homolog B. Gene Ontology annotation, molecular function: protein binding. The record is from RefSeq and is a predicted model, not a curated record. The transcript has 6 exons. Bases 108 to 2108 code for a protein of 666 amino acids. Lineage: Eukaryota; Metazoa; Arthropoda; Insecta; Diptera; Culicidae.